UUUACGGUGCUGGUUCUGCUCUGUCUAUCGCUGGUGGAAUCCGUUCCCACCUUUGAGUACCAACACCCGUUCUCCAACAACACCCUCAUUUGUGACAUGUGUCCACCCGGCACGCACAUGGUCAAGCAAUGCACCCCCACCACGCCCACCAAGUGCGCGCCGUGCAGUUCAAACCACUUCACUGAGUUGUGGAACUACCUGUCCAGGUGUCUGUACUGCAACAACUUCUGCUCUGGCAGCCAGGAAGUGGAAAAGGAGUGCUCCGCGGUCAGCAACAGGGUCUGUCGGUGCAAAGAGGGAUUCUACUUGAAAGAUGACUAUUGUAUGCUACACUCAGAGUGCGAGCCCGGACAUGGUGUUAAAACCAAAGGUACAUCAAAAACCAACACUGUUUGUGAAGCAUGUUCCGAUGGCUACUUCUCCAGCUCGUCUUCUGCUCUGGAUUCGUGCGUAAAUCACCAGAAAUGCGCAAACGGACAGACUGUGCUCCUCCCCGGCACACUUUACCACGACGCGGUGUGUGGUACCUGCAAGGAUCUUGAAAAUGGAGGUGAGACGCAAAGGAAGUUCCUCUCAGGAUUCUUCAAUAUGCACAGGAUGCGGGUGGGAAAAAUGAAGAAAUUUGUCGCCAGGUACAUUAUUUAUCAGUCUGAUUACACGACUCCCAUCAGACCUCAGAGAGACGCUCUCCGGAAUCAAAUCAGGGCGUGGCUGCUCCAGGCUCCAGUGGAGGAGCUGCGUAAACUGCCACAGAUGCUGAAGGCCACACAGCUCGUGUCCAUGUCAGACAAGCUACGGAAGAGACUGAAUGAGAUUGAGCAGCAGACCCCAAACUGUACCUUGCUGAUGUAGUCGAAAAGACUGCCAAGAGUCCAGAUGCAGCCUAUUGCCUUCAGUGUUUUUUGUGUAAAUUAAACGUUGGUCAGACUAUUACUUGAUUUAAGUGACUACAGUACACAUUUGGGAGAAACUUCACAAGUAAAUUGUAGCAUUACUCAAGUGUUACAUAUUAGCUGACUGACGUACUGUAGAAACUUAUGUUAGAUACGAAAGUGAGAAUGUGUACUAGAUGUUACCAUAGAAAUGUGUGAAGUUCUGUAAAAGUGUGUGAUAUAAAACUGAAACCUUUCACCUUCCACGUGCAGCUAAAUAAAGAACACGUUGUAAUUCAAAAUGUUUCUAUCACCAAGACAGAAAACCCCUAUGUCCGCCUGCGCAGUAUUGGAGCCUGACUGUAAUUUAACCAAAUCACCACGUGGUGUCGCCCUCUUCCCUCUUGGUCAUUGUGGCCUAAAACAUUUUAACAUGCAAUUAUUUUUACAAACCUUAC
Messenger RNA from Micropterus dolomieu (smallmouth bass), 1330 nucleotides. Its product is annotated as tumor necrosis factor receptor superfamily member 6B-like. NCBI's taxonomy places the organism in Eukaryota, Metazoa, Chordata, Actinopteri, Centrarchiformes, Centrarchidae. The record is from RefSeq and is a predicted model, not a curated record. Bases 97 to 852 code for a protein of 251 amino acids. The transcript has 4 exons. Gene Ontology annotation, molecular function: protein binding.